ACAAGGGAAAAUCCGUUGAAAACCAUUCUUGAAAUUAUGACUAGGUAUUUCCUGGAGGAGACCAUCAGCCUCCAAGGUACUAGAAGUCCAGCCGUUCCACAGAACAAGAACUCUCAGCUUAGAGGUUCAGAGACCACUGUACUCAAGAGUUCCGUCUCCGAUGGAAACAACGGUCUUCAAACGGUGCCUCAAACAAACCAGACUGAGCACUACAGCUGUGAGAUUGAUGAGGAGACGGCCGGCCCGACCUUCCUCUCCUGGAGACCUCCAGUGGAGAACGAGAAAGGCAAGGCCAGGCAGGCGUUUGAGAGUUCACCAGCCGAAGGAGAGAAAAGGCUUCAAAGCAGCAGAGAGGAGCUAAGGAUUCCGGACCUGUCUUCGGAGGCCAGGACGGCCAUGAGAGAGAAACUCCGGACCAAGCCCGGCCUCAUCAUCCGGGGCAUGAUGGCUGGGCCGACGGCCAGUUUCCAAGAGGAUUCUUUGAAAAGAAGGCAUCUGAAACGACCCUCUGGAAUCAGUAACACAGCCCAGCUCCGAGAGGAAGACAAUGCAAAGAGCUCUCUUGGCCUGCCGAGUGAGGAUCUCCAGGAGACCAAAGGAUCUGCCAGACAAUCCUCGAGUCUCCGCUCUUUACACUCUGGCGCUUCUCUGGAUGUAGAGAAGGAGCAUUCCUCCAAGAUGGUGUUCGGUCCCCACGCCGGCAGGACGGACGGGAAAGUCGAAACCUCCGUCCAGGAUGAAAACAACCUGCUCGGAAGGUGGACGUCAGGCAGACCCCAAGAUGAAGUCCGAAAAUCUGCAUCCAGUCGCGAUGUGGAGGCGAACGAGAAAAGCUACCGGCUCAACUGUUUCCAGAGGCCCCUGGGAGACAGAAGUGAGAAAAAAGCGAUGUCGCUCAGAAAGAGCGAAACUCGGUUUUCGGACAACAGAAAGACUCCGACGUCCAUUUCCAGUCAAGGCACCUUGGGCGACGAUGCAUUAGAAUUAGUUGACGUCGAAGACGAAGGACCCGCUGUGGAGGUGUGCAAGACCCUGGAUUCCUCCACGCUGUUUGUGCUCCAAGUGAAACCAAAGCCCAUUGACUUCUGCCUGGCAAGGGACCUGAAAAUCCUUUUGUUCGGCUCCAGCCUUGGCUGCUUCAGUGAGGAGUGGAAGAUCCAGAGCUUCGCGUUCAGCGAUGUCCCGGAACUGAAGUAUGGCAUCGUGCAGAAAAAGGGGGGACCUUGCGGAGUGCUGGCAGCUGUCCAGGGCUGUGUCCUGCGGCAUCUUAUCUUCGGAGACAGUAGCGAGAACAGUGGCGAUCCUUGGGACCUUCGGCCUUCGGAAGCCCGCAGGAGUGAAUGCCUCGCUUUGGCUCUCGCCGAUAUUUUAUGGCGCGCCGGUGGCAGCGAGAAAGCCACGGUGGCCUUGUGCACUGGAACACAGCAGUUCACCCCUGCAGGAAAAUACAAAGCAGACGGGAUCCUCGAAACGGUCAUGCUGCACGUAAUCACAAAAUACGAAGACCUGCUGAGCUUUCUGCAACAGAACAUUUACAAGUUUGAAGCUGGCCCAUACGGGGGUGUCCUUCUGACUCUGUCGGCGAUAUUAUCACGAUCCAUCCAUCAAGUUCGGAGAGAUUUUGAUGUGAGCACGAACCAGUUGAUUGGUGCACAUGGAUACUGUACACAGGAGCUGGUAAACCUACUGCUGACGGGCAAAGCCGUGUCCAAUGUUUUCAACGAUGUCAUCGAGCUGGACUCUGGAAAUGGCAACACCACGGUUUUAAAAGGCGUCUCUGGCCGGAGCGAGGUUGGCUUGCUGUCCCUGUUUGAGCACUACGACGUCUGCCAG
This is a messenger RNA of Gekko japonicus, 1833 nucleotides long. RefSeq names its product family with sequence similarity 188 member B (gene MINDY4). The transcript has 13 exons. Lineage: Eukaryota; Metazoa; Chordata; Lepidosauria; Squamata; Gekkonidae. The record is from RefSeq and is a predicted model, not a curated record. Gene Ontology annotation, molecular function: K48-linked deubiquitinase activity; cysteine-type deubiquitinase activity. Gene Ontology annotation, biological process: protein K48-linked deubiquitination. The annotation marks the transcript as partial.